CUGGACCUGAGUAUCUUCAAGGUGCAGCGACACGUACCAUUAGAUAGUGGAUGAGAGCACCCAUCUAUGAUACUUCCAACACACUUGACCUAUCAUGCAUGGCACAGUAACCGAUCUGUGGUUUCGAAAGAGGGUGUCACGCAGACCUCGUCACUCCAUUCACCCCCUGCUAGAAGCAUCGCAGCUUCUGCCAUGAAUGACGUUGAUCAAGCCGAUCUGCCAGCUGGCGAGGGCCCGGAGCUUCAAGUGGCAGUAGGCACUGCAGAUAAGGUACAUGGGAAAAGGCACCAAAGCAAAGGCAAGGCACGGUACCUCAUGCCUGCAUGCUCUCUACUCCUUCCCGACUUCUUAAAGCUCUACGCCCUCCUCACCUGCCCAGCUCUUGCCAGGUGUUCAGGCUUUCUUUCCCCCAUUUCCUUUCACACAUCCCUCUUCUUCAUCUCUGCUCUCGUCGGAUUUCUCAAAUCUUCUCUCAUCACGAUCACGGCUUUCCAUCAAAUCAUCAAGAGUCCAACUCUUUCAAGUCGCCUCGUCGCCCUAUCGCCACUCUUUGUUCUUUGUUUGCCUCGUCUUUCGUUGCGCAUCUGUAUCGCCCAGGUUGGUCCACUUCGCCUAUCUAGCCCUUUCUCUCCAAACAUUCUCUGCGUCUUCUUCUUCUUCCCGUCUCUCUCGCGAAUCUCUCGCCCAAGUUCCCGAGCAUCUACAACGCUGGGUGACUUGGUUGCUCGUUUUGAGGGGACACCGUAAUUUCUUUAUAGUCCACCUCACAAUCCGCUCAUCUCCUCGAUCAAGUCGUACAAACCCCUUGUACGGCCUAGCACAAAGACUUGCGGUGCUUCUCUGCCCACCAAUAGUCUAUACUUUCUCUUUCAUGGCCUUUGUUCUCCCCUCUGUGAUUAAAGCUACCAUCUGUCGUCGAUGGUCCGUCACUUUUCAACUCCCCGAUCAUCUUCCUUCUUUUUCAUCAUCGAGUUUGAUUCUCACACGCCCUAAACGGUCGCUCGUUUUAUCACGCUACAAGCACAAUCACUCAAACUGUAUUCGCGGACUGACAGUCAUAUCUCCCUCAACAGAAGUCCAGUUCGAUUUUUUGACAAUAUCAACGCCAAGAUGA
Molecule: messenger RNA, 1114 nt
Organism: Trichoderma asperellum CBS 433.97
Lineage: Eukaryota; Fungi; Ascomycota; Sordariomycetes; Hypocreales; Hypocreaceae
Source: RefSeq, a predicted model, not a curated record